Molecule: messenger RNA, 933 nt
Organism: Salvelinus sp. IW2-2015
Lineage: Eukaryota; Metazoa; Chordata; Actinopteri; Salmoniformes; Salmonidae
Source: RefSeq, a predicted model, not a curated record
UCUGCACUGUGGCAUACACGAAGAUUGUCAUCCACGGCGUCUCCCUCACCAUCAGCAGGGACGACCCCUUCAAGAUCCUGGGGAGUUUUGCUGGAUAGGGACAGAUGUAUAGAGGGGGGUUAGUAUAUUUACAGGCACUAGAAUUAUGUUAUUUAACACUGGUAGUUUAUUCUACCACUCAUGAUGCUGUUACAGCUAUUUUAAUUAAGCGGUCUAGUCCUGAAUCCUUGCGGAUUUAAUGAAAUUAACAUUUAACUGGGAAUUACAAUGGACAAAAUAUUAAAUCUAUAGGCUUCCAUAUAAUUGUCCUUCCUCUUUCGUCCCAGUUGGAUGGACAGCUUGCGUCCCUGCCCCUGGAGCUGACGAGUCAGCUGAUGGUGUUCCGCAGUGGCCGAAGGGCGGUGGUGGAGACUGCUGCGGGCAUCACGCUGACCUUUGACUGGCACAGCACGGUGCACGUCAAACUCCCCAGCACCUACCAGGGGGCAGUCUUCGGCCUGUGUGGCAACUACAACGCCAUGCCUCAGGUCAACCUCACUAUGCGUGACGGUCAUCCCACGCCCAACGCCACCUGGCUGGGUGCGAGCUGGCGGGUGGCCCUUGUGCCUGGUUGCAGGGGACACAAUGCCAGUCCUGCUCGGACGCAGAGAAGAACACGUACAGCUCCUGCUGUGGCAUCAUAGCAGACAAGGCCGGCCCCUUCAAAGAGUGCCAUGGCGCCGUGGACCCUGCUCCGUACCUGAAGGACUGUUGUCGAUGCCUGUUAUAAUCAUGGUUACCAGGGGUCGGUGUGUGAUUUGUGGUAGAGGCCUACGUCUCUGCCUGUCAGAGCAAGGGGGUGACAGUCCAUUCCUGGAGGAGUGACGGCUUCUGUCGUGAGUCGGCGUUACCUUACAUCAUAUAUGCCAUUUAGCAUACAUUUUUAUCCAAAGC